AACCGAAUAUUUUUUGAAAGACUCGUCAGAACUAAAAUCAUUAAGCUGUAAACACUGAAAUGGAACGGACGUGGCUCUUCUUGACAAUUCUAAGCCUUGUCUUCUGCGGUUACAGAUGCAGUUCAGCGCAAAAUGAAGUGGCCAGAAGAAGAUUAUUGGACGAACUGCAAACAUUUAAUAAUUUAACAUGGACGUAUAUAGAAGAAUUUCAGCACGAUCUAAGCAGUCUAAGCGUGAAUCACAUUCUUGAAGUUCUAAUAGAGCAAAAUAUCACUGGCAAUCAAAAACAUAUGUUUUGUCCUAAACGAAACGGAAUCUUUCACAUUAGCGUAAACAGUUUGAAGCCCUUUCCUGUUCUGUGUAAUUCAGAUAUAGCUGGGCCUGGUUGGAUGGUUGUUUUGAAACGUUCUGAUGGCCAAACAAAUUUCUUUCGUAAAUGGAAGCAUUACCAAGAAGGAUUUGGUAACUUAUCCAGCGAAUUUUUCAUAGGAUUAGAAAAGUUGCAUGUGUUAACUUAUGAAAAGCCCCACGAAGUUUACUAUUUUUUGGAAGACUUCGAGGGUAACACGCGAUAUGCUAGAUAUGACGAAUUUUUAGUAGGCAACGAAGCUUCAUUCUAUACAUUGGAGAGACUUGGCGAGUACAGCGGAGAUGCCGGUGAUGCAAUGAGUCAUGUUGCCGGCCAGAGAUUUUACACUUACGACAUGGACAAUGGAAAUUGUAGGUGCGCUACAGAGCGUUCUAGUGCUGGAUGGUUUAAGUGCUGCACAAAAUGUAAUCUUUUUGGACCUUACUUGGAGGGAUAUUAUGACAUGGUUCAUGAAUAUAGAGCAAUAUGGUGGGAAUACUGGCGUGGCGAUCAGUACUCGCUCAAAACUGUGCAAAUGAUGAUAAGGCCAAAGUGUUCUUGCUAAACCCAAACAAAAAAACAAACAAAGAAUAAUUCCACAAUUUUCGAAAGACCGAUUGUAAAUUUGUUUGUUUUAUAAUCCAUCUAUUACAUUACAACAAAUGUAACUAAAAAAU
Drosophila albomicans is the source of this 1026-nucleotide messenger RNA. RefSeq names its product microfibril-associated glycoprotein 4-like. Lineage: Eukaryota; Metazoa; Arthropoda; Insecta; Diptera; Drosophilidae. The record is from RefSeq and is a predicted model, not a curated record. Bases 60 to 914 code for a protein of 284 amino acids. The transcript has 3 exons.